UAGACUUACAUAAUGUAGCUAACAGAUUUGAUAUAUCCACGCGUUGAUGAAUCGGCUUUAUUGUGGUCCUAUCAUUUGUAAUGUUCUUCUGUGGGAAGCGGCCGUUAAAAAGAGAGAACAAUAAUAUUUUGAAUGAAGUAAGUUAAGCCUGUGACGACGGCUAACGUUGGCCAAAAUCGAAAAAGAAAGGGAGCGAUAACGUACAAAUAAAUACCUUUGAACAAUUAAUAUUGUCUGAGUAGGUUGAGUAGGCUAUUCUCGACCGCCUAAGCUUAUAACUUGAUAGAUGUAACAGUAUUUUUAACACGUAUUUUUUUUAUAUAUACCACGCAAUCUGUGUGGAGUGAAAGUCAUUUGUAAAUAUAUGAAGAAGUGCAGAUUUGCUUACCUUCUAAGAAUCGAAUCUAUUUUCGGCCUCUAAUCGAUUUCUAACCAACAUAGCUAGGCAGUCUCUGACAUGUUAAAUUUUACGCAUUUUACAUUAUUAACACUGAAUGUUUUCGAGUCGUUUUGUUUGUGAAUGUUCUCUAUAUUUUGUGUACAUGGCGCGCAACUGCGCUACACAUGCAGAAGGCGUUAUUCCUGCAAAAACGCUUUCUCUCGCUUAGUUGGCUAACGGUUACUACCCGGGACUAUGAUUAUUAUUAUCAAGCCGACAGUGGCGCUGAUGCGAAAGGGGCUCUGUAAACGCGGCCCUUGCAUGCGCUGUGCGAAUGCCCGUUCCGUCCCAUAUAUAUAACAUUGGUCAGUUGGCAAGGCAGUUGCAGGGGCAUCGCAGCCUUACAACAGAAGUUGUGUAGUGGUUGUGGUCGUCGUUCCUUUUCAUCGUUUGCGCUUUAUCGGGCAAAUUUCUCGACUCGCCUAGCUUGGACUGCUGACGCCGUUAGCAAGCUAAAAUAACAGUAACGGCAGUAAUGAAAGCUCUGGUUGUUAUUGUGGGCGCUGCCCUCGUGGCUGUUGCUUCGGCUGGUUUCCUUGGAGCAGGCGGUGGCGGACAUGGAGGUGGAGGUUUCGGGGGCGGCGGAUAUGGAGGUGGAGGAGGUUUCGGAGACGGCGGUGGAGGCGGAGCCAAUGAGGAUGGAGCUGCGUUGUCGGCGGUAGGACUCGCGCGUCUGCUUGGAGGAGGUGCUUCACACGCCCAUGCAGCGGGCGGUGGAGGUGCAACGUACACAAUCUCGGGUCCAACUCAGGAAAUUAAGUCUGUCCAUAAGAUUACCACGACGAAUUCCGGUGGUCAAAUCUUGUCGAGGACUGGUGGAGGGGGCGGCGGCGGCGGUGCCGGCAAGAUUAUCAUUAUCAAGGGCGGAGGUGGCGGAGGUGGACACGGAGGUGGCUACGGAGGCAGCUACGGAGGCGGUGGAUGGAACAAAUAGAUGCAACGAACAAGGUAGAAAAGAGGAGAAAAUGAUGAUAACGAUUUGAAUAGUAAUGGUGGUUAUGGUAACGAGGCUGAUGACGAGAACAUAACAAGCUUUCAAAUCCACUCGUUGCACUUUUUGUACAUGUAGAAGAAAGCACACUUGCCAAGAGCUAGUUAUAACAUGACUAUCGCUGUACAUAUCGAUAUGUGAAAAAUCUUUAUAUGGAUGGUUGAACUGUGUAUAGAGAGAAUCAAAAAUGAAAAGCUAGUGUAUACUGUGUAUAACUAGCUAUCUAUGGGUGGAAAUUAAAUUUGUAGUUGUCUUCCUUUUCUGACGGGCUACAUUCGUAAAGAUUUAGCGGUUUGUUAGACUAGCUAUAUACGCUGUUAGCAUGUUUUCAGUGGGACGAUGUAAAUUUAGGCAUAUGCUUUUUAUGUUCGAGAGAAAAACAAAAAACUAUUUUCAAUCUUCA
Varroa destructor (honeybee mite) is the source of this 1833-nucleotide messenger RNA. RefSeq lists its product as uncharacterized. The record is from RefSeq and is a predicted model, not a curated record. Lineage: Eukaryota; Metazoa; Arthropoda; Arachnida; Mesostigmata; Varroidae.